This is a messenger RNA of Mytilinidion resinicola, 1345 nucleotides long. RefSeq lists its product as uncharacterized. The transcript has a single exon. Lineage: Eukaryota; Fungi; Ascomycota; Dothideomycetes; Mytilinidiales; Mytilinidiaceae. Bases 74 to 895 code for a protein of 273 amino acids. The record is from RefSeq and is a predicted model, not a curated record.
CCCACUGGUUACUUUGCUCUCUGUCAUCAUCUGCUCUCUAGCCUCAUCCCUUCGCCGGUCCCAUACAAGCAGCAUGGCUCCCGACGCCCUCGACGUCUACCGUAACGGGUUCCUGACCCUCAAAAGCUCGCACCUGGGCCGUCUCGUCACCGAUGUCCGCAACCCGGGCGACGACUUCUGGCCCGAUACUGACGAUGCCCUCCCGGAGCACGACGUGGAGACAAGCCCCUUCAUGACGCUGCGCGAUGCCGGAUCCACCAGCGCGAGCGGAGGACUCGGCGCAAAGCUAUCCAGGCUCUUCACGGGGGACGUAGCCUUCGAGGGCAGCAAUUCCAACGACCUGCAGACGAAUGAACUGCUUAGGUAUCAUCUCCUGCUGCAGAGACGCUACUUCAUGAACAUGUGCGCCGCCGAGGACACGCGGAAAUGGAUGGAGAAGGCCAUGCUAGACUACCCGCUGUUCUUGGUGGUGGGACUCAUCACCGUCAAGGACGCCGAGGCGCAGGCGGACCGCCAGCGGGGUGGGCAGGCGUCAUUCUCGGGGGAGGCUCCCGUGGGCGAGUCGCUGGGCAUACCAGACCCCGAGGGCAUUGCAAAUGUCGGGCUGAACAUGCAUGCCGGCGGGUCGUCAGGGCGGACCAUCUCGUUCACUGCUCCAGGUGAGCGCGUCAUCGGCGUGCGGUAUCGCAAGCUCAAGUUUAAGGUGCUCAAGAAAAAGAGCGUUGACACGGCCUCGCUGGAGAACAAUUCCAAUCGAUGGGAGAUGUUCACGGCGGGCGACCGCGCAGGCGAGGAGGAUGUCAUCGAGGCGGACUUGGAGGAGGAGCUGGCGGAGGAUGAUCUCGAAUGCGACGUGGAUGAGGAUGACAUGGUCGUUCUUGAGGCAGACGUGUAAGAACUCGAUGGGAAUCCAUGGGAUGUCAUUGCCCAUUCUCUGGGAUCGGAGUCGCCGUUGGUGUCCGCCUCUUCUACAGGCUUGCGGUGCCCGAGAUGGCCUUUAGUGGCAUGCAUUCGUCAAGCGAACAGUCUGGAGUGACCGGGAACUCUCGGUAUCCGAUUCUAGGAGGGCCGCUCUUUGCUGUUGAGAAUAUGCCGACCAGAACGUUUUAUAUUUGUGGACUUCUAACUAGCGCUAGUGAUCUUCUAUGUGACGCCUACUUCUAGUUAUGCAUAAGAUAGCCGUUGAACUUCUUAAAUGGAUCUCUAAAAAUGAAUGUGCCUUGCGAGGUGGGCUUGACAUAGUAUGACCGUUAUGAGGGCACCAUCUAACGAGGAGGAUACGAUUAGGGGAGAAGUAGGCAGCAACGGAACAGUUAGAGCAGGGGUCACCCAAGUUCUCGAAAGC